CCCCAUCCCUCUUUAUAAAUGCCUUUCCAGGCACCGACUUCCUCCUCCUCUUUCGACUCUCCAAAGAUAUCUGAAACCCUUCUUGUUGGCUUUUUCCGUACCUAACUCCAUGAGCCUUCUCGACAAGCUUUGGGACGACACCCUCGCCGGCCCCCAACCCGACGCCGGUCUCGGGCGCCUUCGGAAGCCCUUCUCCCUAUCUAUCCGCCCGCCCUCCGCCCGAGAAGAGGCGGCGGCCGGCGGCGGGGGCGGUGGAGGGAGAUCGUACGGCGAGGAGGAGGAGCCGAGGGUUUCGAGGGCCAUCAUGAUAAAGAGGCCGACAGGGCGCCCGUCUCCGGCGAGCGGGACUCCGCCAUCGUCCCCGGCCGGAUUUACUCCUCCGGUCUCCCCCUUCGCCGGUGGUGGAAGAGGGAAGGAGUGGAACCGCUUUAGGAGGAAAUACGAGAGAAGAGGAGGAGAGACGGUGGGGGUGGAAGAGGAGAGUUCUUUUCCUCCGUUUGAGAUGUGAGCUCUCCAUGGGAGCUCUGGACCUACGCCCACUCUCAUGAGGGGAAGACUCUGUAGCUCAUCAUGGGACAUAUAUGAUAUAUAUAUAUAUAGAGAGAGAGAGGGGGGGUGGGAUGUUUCUGGAAAUUGAACCGAGCAAAGAGCAAGUGACAAGUCGGACUGUAGUUGUCCUAUGUAAUUAUGUUUGGUUGGAGAGCUAUGUUACUAUGUAUGUGUCUUGUUUGUUUUUUUUUCCCCUCUAAUUUUAGAGAAAACUAUCUAUAUUGAGUUUGGGUUUUGAAUUAUGGACUAUUUUAUUUUA
Messenger RNA from Phoenix dactylifera (date palm), 808 nucleotides. RefSeq names its product dormancy-associated protein homolog 3-like. NCBI's taxonomy places the organism in Eukaryota, Viridiplantae, Streptophyta, Magnoliopsida, Arecales, Arecaceae. The record is from RefSeq and is a predicted model, not a curated record.